AUGCACUCGGAUGUCUUGGACAUCCUUAAGGUGUCAGACCUGCCGCAUCUUCGAUAUCUUCGAUUGUUCCUGUCCUUCAACGUCUCACCCUCAGCUAUCGAGGAGCUGUUUCCUCUGCUCUCAAGACUUGACGAAUUUAGCAUUCGUAGCAAUUGGUAUCGCGAACUCGACUCACAAGGACAGCAUUUCCUUACCUACACAUCCUGGAAACUCAAGAGACUCGCCAUCGACCACGCCCAGAUCCAGUACUUUCUGAAGCAUUUCCCGUCUCUGGAGGAGUUGACCUUCAAGCGCCUAAUGGUCAAGUGGAUUUGUCUUGGGGAGAGUUUCGGAGAAGGGAUGCUGUUGCAGCUCUUGGACAUGCCCAGACUCAAGACUAUUACUGUGAGCGGAAUCAGGGGCACGGAUGCGGUUGAGUACAGGACUGAGGACGCUAUGGGGUUGGAAGCUCUUUGGAGGAAGGCGAUCGUGGCGAAAAUAGAGGAUGAGAGAGGAUUGAGAUGA
Molecule: messenger RNA, 504 nt
Organism: Linnemannia hyalina
Lineage: Eukaryota; Fungi; Mortierellomycota; Mortierellomycetes; Mortierellales; Mortierellaceae
Source: the annotation of a GenBank genome assembly